CAAUCAUCUCUAAGAUAUUUCCCCAACCAGCAGCAACAACAAGAAGAAGAGAAGAAUCAUGGACGUCAGGCUAAUGGGCUGGGAUUCCCCCAUCCUCCAAACUCUCCACCACAUGAUGGACAUUGCCGGCGCCGACGACACCUACGCCCCCGGCGGCGACAAGUCCGGCAACGUCGCUUCCCGCACCUACGUCCGGGACGCCAAGGCCAUGGCCGCCACCCCCGCCGACGUCAAGGAGUACCCCAACUCCUACCAGUUCAUCGUGGACAUGCCGGGGCUCAAGUCCGGCGACAUCAAGGUCCAGGUGGAGGACGACAACGUGCUGCUCAUCAGCGGCGAGAGGAAGCGCGAGCAGGAGGAGAAGGACGGCGCCAAGUACGUUAGGAUGGAGAGGAGGGUCGGCAAGUUCAUGCGGAAGUUCGUCUUGCCGGACAACGCCAACACGGGCGCCAUCUCCGCCGUUUGCCAGGACGGCGUGCUCACCGUUACUGUCCAGAAGCUGCCCCCUCCGGAGCCCAAGAAGCCCAAGACCAUCGAGGUCAAGGUCGCCUGAGCUGAGCCCCACCAGCACUCCGAUGAGCAUCAUUCCAUCACUCUCUUUCUCUCUCUGUCUCCAUGGCCGUAGCCUCCUCUAGUAUUAGUGCCUGUGAAUAAAUGAUGAUGUGGAUUGGAGUUUGCUUGUUUGUUUGA
This is a messenger RNA of Diospyros lotus (date-plum), 690 nucleotides long. Its product is annotated as 17.3 kDa class II heat shock protein-like. NCBI's taxonomy places the organism in Eukaryota, Viridiplantae, Streptophyta, Magnoliopsida, Ericales, Ebenaceae. Gene Ontology annotation, biological process: response to salt stress; response to heat; protein folding. The coding region runs from base 59 to 553 and encodes 164 amino acids. The transcript has a single exon. The record is from RefSeq and is a predicted model, not a curated record.